Molecule: messenger RNA, 663 nt
Organism: Aureobasidium namibiae CBS 147.97
Lineage: Eukaryota; Fungi; Ascomycota; Dothideomycetes; Dothideales; Saccotheciaceae
Product: SNF7 family protein
Exons: 5
Coding region: 1-663 (220 amino acids)
Biological process (GO): protein transport; late endosome to vacuole transport; endosome transport via multivesicular body sorting pathway
Cellular component (GO): multivesicular body; ESCRT III complex
Source: RefSeq, a predicted model, not a curated record
AUGAAUAUCGUAGAAUGGGCUUUCGGCAAGCGCAUGACCCCAGCCGAGAGAUUGAGGAAACACCAAAGAGCAUUAGAAAAGACCCAACGCGAACUCGAUCGUGAGCGCACGAAGCUCGAGAACCAAGAGAAAAAGCUAGUUCAGGAUAUCAAGAAGAACGCGAAGAAUGGCCAGAUGGGCGCUGUCAAGAUUCAGGCCAAGGACCUUGUCAGGACGCGACGAUACAUUCAAAAAUUCUACCAGAUGCGCACCCAGCUUCAAGCUAUCUCACUGCGUAUUCAAACUGUGCGCAGCAACGAGCAGAUGAUGCAAUCGAUGAAGGGUGCCACCAAGCUUCUCGCCGGGAUGAACAGACAGAUGAACCUUCCAGCCCUCCAACGCAUCGCCAUGGAGUUCGAACGAGAAAACGACAUCAUGGAUCAACGGCAGGAGAUGAUGGACGACGCUAUUGACGAUGUGACGGGCUUGGAAGAUGAAGAGGAAGGCGAGGAGGUUGUCAACCAGGUCUUGGAUGAGAUUGGUGUCGACCUUGGUCAAGCUAUGGGCGAGACCCCGACCGGCCUCCAAAGCACCGCAGUUGAGCAAGGCAAAGUCGCUCAGGCCAUUGGUGGUGAUCCUGGAGACGACGACCUUCAAGCCAGAUUGAACAGCCUGAGACGAUGA